Messenger RNA from Babesia bigemina, 1587 nucleotides. Its product is annotated as nucleolar protein,Nop52 family protein, putative. The coding region runs from base 1 to 1587 and encodes 528 amino acids. The transcript has a single exon. The record is from RefSeq and is a predicted model, not a curated record. Gene Ontology annotation, biological process: rRNA processing. Lineage: Eukaryota; Apicomplexa; Aconoidasida; Piroplasmida; Babesiidae. Gene Ontology annotation, cellular component: preribosome, small subunit precursor; preribosome, large subunit precursor; nucleus.
AUGGACGCCAAAAUCGCACAGCGGCUUUGCCACAUGCUGGCAAGCUGCGAGGAGGCUACGCGCCAGCGCGCCUUGCGCAGCCUCGGAAAGCUGUUCGCGCAGGCUACGGAAAAGGUCGACGAGCUGCUUCUGCUGAAAAUCUGCAAGGCUCUGUACUACAUGCUUUGGAUGACCGAUAAGCCGCUAAAGGUGCGCAGGGUAGCGGUCGCCAUCGUGGAGACCCAGAGCAGGUUCACCGACCGGGCUAACCGUAUGCACUUCUUCUCGUGCCUGUUCAGGUCGAUGUCGAUGGAGUGGCCGCUGCUAGACAAGCACCGGCUCGACAAGAUGCUGCUGUUCGUGCGCGUCGUGGUGGCGUCGCUGCUGGAGGUGCUGAACGGCGGCGGCUGGGAGCAGGGCGACAUGCGGGAAUUCGCAAGGAUCGUGCUGGACAAGCAGGGCAUUUUCAACAAACGCAGUUUGGGGCUGGCAUUCCAGUUCAUACAGGUAUUUUGGGAGGAGUUCCGCCAGAACCGGGAGGGGCUGCUCAAGAGCGGCGAGUUCACCGAGCUCAGCAGGGAGGUCUUCCUGCGGCUGACGGCGCCGUUCCUGCAGCUCAUGGUCACGCUGGACAACAAGCAGGUGCUGAACACGCUGGAAAUGUACGUCCUGAAGCCGGCGCCGGGCGUCCCCGGGAUGCCCGUCCAGGGCUACGUGCUCGCAUGCGAGAGGCUCGCCGAGAGCCCGGCCAUCCGCGGAUCGGCGCGCAAGGUGUUCAAGCAGAUACCGCAGGGGCACGAAGGCGCCGUUGACGCCGAUCAGGACCUGCAUAAGCUGGUCGACGAGACGGUGGCGGCCAUAGAGGCCGCCGUGGCGGAGCUCCGCCAGGCGGACGCCAUGGGCGUCGCGGUCGCCACGCACGCCCACGGCAACGCCGCAGCCACCAACGCUGGCGCCUCUGCGGAGCGCAGCGCAAAUCGCAGCAAAGAGAGCGGCGCCGUCAGCGGCAUUGCCGCGGACGGGAGCGCUGAGGACGGCGACGUGGAGAUGGUGCCAGAGCUCGAGGACGUGUCGGCGGAGUUGCAGCGGCAUGGUGCCGAUGGACGCAUGGAAUUGGACCCCGGCGAGGGCUUCGUCAGCCUUGCGGAGGCGUUUCUGCCCCGCACAUCGAAGAAGGGGCUGGGGAAGCACAUGCGGGAAAUCGCCACGCUGGACAGGGUGCGCAAGUUCAUGGUCGCGUCGGGGCUGGACGACCACGAGAUGCUGAAAAAGCUGAACUCGCCGAAGGUGCGCAGGCAGAUGGCGCUGCUGGGUCUCCACGCCAUUCGCAGCCUCAACCCGGACCGGAAGUUCAAGUGCGCGCGGAAGCUGCACCGGAUCGUGAACAUCACCGAGACGGCUCAGGCCCUGCCAAGCCGGAGGCGGUCGGUCGACGUCGCGAAGGCGCUGCACAACAUCAAGCACACUGCGCCCGAGAAGUCCAUCGUGCGCAAGCGCAACAGGGUGAGCACCGAAACGAAGCGCGUGGUUUUCAACCUCAAGAACAACCAGGUCGCCACCAUACCGAAGAAAACGAAGAGCACGCUGACGAUGCCAAUGUGGUACUGA